Messenger RNA from Staurois parvus, 333 nucleotides. The record is from the annotation of a GenBank genome assembly. Lineage: Eukaryota; Metazoa; Chordata; Amphibia; Anura; Ranidae.
GAGUGGAGGUCAGUGGAGGGAUUGCAGAGAGGGGUGGAGGACACUGAGUGGAGGCCAGUGGAGGGAUUGCAGAGGGGGGUGGAGGACACUGAGUGGAGGCCAGUGGAGGGAUUGCAGAGAGGGGUGGAGGACACUGAGUGGAGGCCAGUGGAGGGAUUGCAGAGAGGGGUGGAGGACACUGAGCGGAGGUCAGAGGAGGGACUGCAGAGAGGGGUGGAGGACACUGAGCGAAGGUCAGAGGAGGGAUUGCAGAGAGGGGUGGAGGACACUGAAUGGAGGCCAGUGGAGGGAUUGCAGAGGGGGGUGGAGGACACUGAGCGGAGGCCAGUGGAG